AUGCGUCAGACGGAGACAAACUACGACUUCAUCACGCUCUGGCACGUCGUCCGUCUCCUGGCGGGGUGGUACCUAGAAGUGCGAAGUGCUGGCGCAACAUGGAUGACCAGCAGCACCGCCGCAAACGCAUCGACGACAAUGGGGACAGCAGGGCAAGAUCCGCCGCUAAAUGGGACGCAUAUUGGAGACAGGAGAUUCAGCUGGAACUGGGAGGCCGUGCUGCUGUGCUGCGACUAUCUCGAUUUGUGGCCCGAGUCGCAGAUUGAGCAUUGGAGAAGGUUGGCAAAGACGUACAUGAGUAGCGAGGACGAGGGCGAGGCGGUGCUUCCGUGCCCCUUGAACCUUGGCCAGAUGGUAUCGCUGAUAUGCAAGGAGGAGACGAAUACCUUUGGAUUGUAUCCAAAAGCGACAGGUACAGAGACGACACCGAUUCCCGGGACGAAACAAUCGAGAGGCGAAUCGUACGGACUGGGCCUGUAUCCGAGAGCCGCCAUGUUUAACCAUUCAUGCCGACCAAACGUCUCGCAUAAACCGGACGCCCGCGGACGGAUGGUGUUUACGGCAGCUAGGGACAUCUCCAAGGGUGAAGAAUGCUUCAUCACGUACUUUGACCUCGCGGCGCAUGCGGACGUUCACAGUCGGCAAAAGUACGUGCUAGAGCAGUUUCGGUUUAGGUGUACGUGCGAUAAGUGUAUCGACGAUGAGGCGAGGGAGAAUCUCGAGGGGAAUGAUGCAUUGCCGUUUGGGGAUUUCUGA
Molecule: messenger RNA, 756 nt
Organism: Geosmithia morbida
Lineage: Eukaryota; Fungi; Ascomycota; Sordariomycetes; Hypocreales; Bionectriaceae
Product: SET domain
Exons: 2
Coding region: 1-756 (251 amino acids)
Molecular function (GO): protein binding
Source: RefSeq, a predicted model, not a curated record